Vicugna pacos (alpaca) is the source of this 3116-nucleotide messenger RNA. RefSeq names its product adenylate kinase 5 (gene AK5). NCBI's taxonomy places the organism in Eukaryota, Metazoa, Chordata, Mammalia, Artiodactyla, Camelidae. The record is from RefSeq and is a predicted model, not a curated record. Gene Ontology annotation, molecular function: AMP kinase activity; ATP binding. Gene Ontology annotation, cellular component: cytoplasm. Gene Ontology annotation, biological process: ATP metabolic process.
CGGCCAGAGCUGAGCUUGUGAGCGUUUGCGCGUGAGAGCGAGGGCUGCACCGUGCUCGGCGCGGAACCCGCCAGCCCCAGCGCAGGUCGCCGCAGCCUGAGAGCCUCCCGCCUGCGCCCACGGCACGCGCGGCACAGCCAUGAACACCAACGAUGCCAAGGAGUAUCUGGCCCGGAGGGAAAUACCUCAGCUUUUCGAGAGUCUUUUGAAUGGGCUGAUGUGUUCUAAGCCCGAAGACCCAGUGGAGUACUUGGAAAGUUGUUUGCAGAAAGUAAAGGAACUCGGCGGCUGUGACAAGGUGAAAUGGGAUACGUUUGUAAGCCAGGAAAAGAAGACCUUACCUCCACUCAAUGGAGGACAGUCACGGAGAUCCUUUUUAAGAAAUGUAAUGCCUGAAAAUUCAAACUUUCCAUAUCGACGGUAUGAUCGGCUCCCUCCAAUCCAUCAAUUCUCCAUAGAAAGUGAUACGGACCUCUCCGAGACUGCCGAGUUAAUUGAGGAGUAUGAGGUUUUUGAUCCUACAAGACCUCGACCCAAAAUCAUUCUUGUCAUAGGUGGUCCAGGAAGUGGAAAGGGUACGCAGAGUUUGAAAAUCGCAGAACGUUAUGGAUUUCACUACAUUUCAGUGGGAGAAUUGUUAAGGAAGAAGAUCCACAGUACCAGCAGCAAUAGGAAAUGGAGUCUUAUUGCCAAAAUAAUUACAACUGGAGAAUUGGCCCCACAGGAAACAACAAUUACAGAGAUAAAACAGAAACUGAUGCAAAUACCUGAUGAAGUGGGCAUUGUUAUCGAUGGAUUCCCAAGAGAUGUUGCCCAGGCUCUGUCUUUUGAGGAUCAAAUCUGUACUCCCGACUUGGUGGUGUUCCUGGCUUGUGCCAAUCAGAGGCUCAAAGAAAGAUUACUGAAGCGUGCAGAGCAACAGGGGCGACCUGAUGACAACCUGAAAGCUACCCAAAGGAGACUGAUGAACUUCAAGCAGAACGCUGCUCCGUUGGUUAAAUACUUCCAGGAGAAGGGGCUCAUCAUGACAUUUGAUGCCGACCGGGACGAGGAUGAGGUAUUCUAUGACAUCAGCAUGGCAGUUGACAGCAAGUUAUUUCCAAACAAAGAGGCUGCAGCGGGUUCAGGUGACCUUGAUUCUUCGAUGAUGUUGGACACUGGAGAGAUCAUUGAUACAGGAUCUGAUUAUGAAGAUCAGGGUGAUGACCAGUUAAAUGUAUUUGGAGAGGACACCAUGGGAGGUUUCACAGAAGAUUUGAGAAAGUGUAAAAUUAUUUUCAUAAUCGGUGGCCCAGGCUCUGGCAAAGGCACACAGUGUGAAAAGCUAGUGGAAAAAUACGGAUUUACACGCCUCUCCACUGGUGAGCUGCUGCGGAAUGAGCUGUCAUCAGAGUCUGAGAGAAGCAGGUUGAUCAGAGACGCCGUGGAACGUGGGGAGCUGGUGCCCUCGGGCGUCAUCCUGGAGCUCCUGAGGGAGGCCAUGGUGGCCGGCCUCCGCGGCACCAAGGGCUUCCUGAUCGAUGGCUACCCUCGGGAGGUGAAGCAAGCGGAAGGGUUCGGACGUCGGAUUGGAGACCCGCACUUGGUGAUCUGCAUGGACUGCUCGGCAGACACCAUGACCAACCGCCUUCUCCAGAAGAGCCGGGGCAGUGCGCGUGCCGACGACAGCACCGCCACCAUCGCCAAGCGCCUUGAAACCUACUACCGAGCCUCCAUCCCCGUGGUCGCCUACUAUGAGACGAGAACACAGCUGCAUAAGAUCAAUGCUGAGGGGACACCAGAGGAAGUUUUUCUUCAACUCUGCACAGCUAUUGACUCCAUUUUCUGAAGGCAAAAAUGCAUGUGUGUUAAGGAGAAUGAAGACAGAAGAAUAUUAAAAGGUUCAUCUCGUAACAGUGUUACAACUUAAACCUUUUGUGUCCUGCCCCGCCGCCCUCCAAAUCCUGACAUUGCCAUUUGCUUCCCAGCUUGACCUGACAGGUGUCUGGAAACCAUGCAUGGUGUAUUUGGUAUUACUCGACCUUGUCUUCAUAAGUCAGGCAGCUGUCUGCACUCACAGCACGCACACCUUCCUGUCACCUCAGAGCUGCAUUAGGAUGUGAACAGCAGUGCAGUGCAUUGCCCGUCUGUGUCAGCUGUGCCUUCAGGACUUGCUAGAGUCUGAUCAUUUGGUUCUACUUUCAUCAAAUAGGGAGUUCGCCUCCCUAGCGCCCCAGCACAUCUUCCCUCCUCUCCCCAAGCUCUGUGUGCCGUUAGGUGACGAAGGCCCUUAAGAAGGGGGGGCAGGCCUGGGCAUCUUCCUUGGAGAGCUGUUUGUUUCAAGUCUCAUCCAGCUCCGAGCCAGAGUGACUGGGUUGACAAAGACAAAACUACUUGCUGAUGAGAAAUGUGAUUAAAUCUGAAAAAUGUGAGAAAUUUUUUAAAUGUGAAAUUGUAGCUUUUGCAAGAUAGCAAAAUCCAGACUAGUCACCAAUAACAUUUCUCUGUCCAUUUCUAUGAAACCGGCUACUUGGAAUAUUGUCACACUGGCUAGGAGAACAAAUCAGAUAAAUUGUUGGGCCUCUUCUAUACGUGGUGGUGUAUUUUGGGAAUUAUGCAUUAAUACCAAUGACCAAACAUAAUUUAAAAGUAUGAAGUGACUUGCUACUGCAUUCACUGUUCUGAUGUCAACUUACGGUUUUGGUUUGAUCACUUAUUUAUCUGUUGCCAAACGAGUAAGAGAUACAGUAAUAAAACUGACGGUGGUGGGAGAGGCACGGCAGUACACGGUGUUUAACGGAUUCCAGUGCGUUAUUUGUUCCAUACAGGCUUUUGCAGGGUUUUGCAAACCUUAUCAUAACCACAUGUAAAACUGUGUUUCCUUGAAUCAAACCAGUGAAGUUUGGGUUCUCUUUUGUGCUGUCAGUUGCCAAAUCAGAUAGAUAUUCUACUGGGAUAACUGCAUCUUCCGUCACAUCCAGUCACUACAAAAGACCUUGGUUUCAGUUUGCAUGAUUUUUUUUUUCCUUUAAUGGUUGUGCAGAUAAGGCUCCAUUUCUGGGACAGAACUGUAUUUUCAAAGUUCUUUUUUUUUUCUCUUGAAAUGGAUAUGUACAAAUAAAAUAAAUGGAACACAG